This is a messenger RNA of Brenthis ino (lesser marbled fritillary), 576 nucleotides long. NCBI's taxonomy places the organism in Eukaryota, Metazoa, Arthropoda, Insecta, Lepidoptera, Nymphalidae. The record is from the annotation of a GenBank genome assembly.
AUGGAUAUUUUGGAGAAAAUUUACCACAACAUAAAACAACAAUUUACUUUCGUGCCGGCAACAGUUUCUAAGACAGUGGACACAGUCAAUAAAUCUAUUAGUCAAGUAAGAAUACCGCCGCUCACGAAAGAAAAUGUUUUGUUUUACUAUUUACCAAUGCAAGGUCUCGUUAGUUACACAACUCUGUCUGUAGGUGUGAUGAACCCACAUUUAAUGGUGAGGUUAUUUCCCCGGCGAGAUAUAACUGAUGUAUUAUUUCUUUCCGCUGGGGGAGGUGCUGGACUAUGGCUAUGGGCCCGUCCUCACAUUGCAGCAGCAGCACCAGCAAGACGAUUCUCUUGGGCUUUUCUAGGUGGUUGUUUAUGGCCUCUUGGGUCCAUUUUCUUAUGGGCAAUAUUAAGAAGUUCUAUAGGACAAAAACCUAUCCUUGGGACAGUCCUUGGUGUUACAACUGGAGCCAUGCUCACAAAUAUUGCUAUAGAUUAUUUUAAUUAUGUAGAGCUCAUGUUUUGUGGUGAGGUUCGCUUGCCUGAUGAUACAUAUAGUCCUAAUAGUGAUGAUGAAAAUAUGCCCUUC